AUGUUUCGCGACAGGCAGAGGCGUAAACCGGCUAAGGAGCUCAAAGUGGAUGAUGAAUAUCAGUAUAACUGGAGUGAAAUCGCCGCAUUUGAACUGCAAGGUGAGGGAAUCCGGACCACACAGAAUCCUUUGGAGAUGGGAAAUUGGUCAGACAACGUUUUGCAUUUGACUGAGAGCACAAGAGGUUUUGUACGGGUCAGCAUACUUGGAGUGACUCAUGGUACAUAUGGGGAUGGGCCAUCUUCUACUCAUGUGACACUUUAUGUCCUUGGGAUCAGGGUGUAUGGUGCAAAGAAAAUGAAAGUAAAAGGGAUAAGUCUGAAGAUGCAAUUUGAAAAUGAAGGGGAGGGAGAAGCUGAAACCCCCAACUUACCAAUGAUCAUAAAGACUUACCCUGAAAAGUAUACCGGUACUGCCUCUGUUGAGGAUGUCAAAGAGAAAUAUAACAUCAGUCUAAGUGUGGGUGGGAUACCCCACUUUCCAUUGACUUUAAGUGCAGGACGAGGCAAGACUAUACAUUACAAAACCAAAUCCCAGGUGACGGUUGAAACAGCAAGUGCAAAGUCCAAACAUCAUGAGGAUCCAAAUGACAAGAGUCUUCUCCGGGCUUCAAUCAUCGCGCCUGAAAAGGAGGAAGUACCAUCGAUGAAUCUCGGCCUCCUGGUGAGGGAGAGCAAGAAACGUUCAGUGAUCCUUACUGCUAGUGGCAUAAUCUACUAUAGAUCAAGGCUGGCUCCUUUAUUUGGGGGACGCUCUGAGAGUAAAUACCCACGCAUAGUUCACCCCGACACUCACCGCUGGAGUGACAGUUUACCCCCUAUUCCUGGUCCGGAUUUCAAGAAGAUGACCCCAACUGACUGGGACACUUUGUGCGGAUUGAGCAAGACUGAGGAAUCCAGUGCAACCAAGAAAGGGAGUGACGGAGAAGAAGCGGGAGGAGAAGAAGUAGACUCAGUGAGUGAAUCGGGCGAAGGCAAUGGAUCAGAAGGAGCGGAUGAGACAGAGGAGGAGGAGGAGCCAACGGCAACGGCAACGGCAACCAUGGAAGUACCAGCAACGCUCAACCGAAAUCCAUGGGAAGAGAUCUACAAGAUAGUGAAGCCCAGCCCAGGACCUGAAGCACCGUAUACCGAUACCCUCAACCACGUUCAGAGUUUGCCCAUUGAUUGA
Molecule: messenger RNA, 1170 nt
Organism: Tremella mesenterica DSM 1558
Lineage: Eukaryota; Fungi; Basidiomycota; Tremellomycetes; Tremellales; Tremellaceae
Exons: 1
Coding region: 1-1170 (389 amino acids)
Source: RefSeq, a predicted model, not a curated record